AUGGUCGCCAUAAUAGGAGGCAUUGUAAUGUGUCCCCCCAUCGUCGCCGCCCUCGGCACCAGCGGAGCCAGCGCAGUAACAGGCGCAGCUCUUUCAGGUGCCGCAGCAAUCGAAGGUAUGACUGCCGGAGCCGCCGUAGUAGCAGUAGGCGAAGGUGCACUCGUCGCAACGGGGGCUGCAGCCGGUGGCAGUAGUGCUGGUAUCGCCCUCGCCAUAUUGGCAGGACCUAUUGGGUGUCUUAUUGUGGGAUGUGAGGAUAUGUAUAUUUCAUCAGUUGAGGAGGAGGAGGAUGAGGAGGGGGAUAAUCCUGGGAUUACAUGGGAUUGUUGGAAACCUAUUGUUCAUGAUAUGUCGGUGAUGCCGUCUGAGGGUGUGGCACUGAGGGAUUUGGCUGUUCAUCCGAAUGUGAAGGUUGUGAAUAUGUUGACGUCUUCGUCUUUGCUUGAUGACGAUGCUGGUCGGUUUUUGGUGGAGAAUGUUUUUGGGGAAAGGUUUUGUCUUGGGUAUGUUAAUGUUGGGGGGACGUUGGCUCUUCAUGCUUCAAGGAUUUCUUUGAUGUGA
This is a messenger RNA of Orbilia oligospora ATCC 24927, 561 nucleotides long. RefSeq lists its product as uncharacterized. The transcript has a single exon. Lineage: Eukaryota; Fungi; Ascomycota; Orbiliomycetes; Orbiliales; Orbiliaceae. The record is from RefSeq and is a predicted model, not a curated record. The coding region runs from base 1 to 561 and encodes 186 amino acids.